AAUGAGCGUCAUACUUACACUGAUGCGAACCAACGCGUCCAUGAUAGAGGUAAAGGUUUGUAACUCCGCUUCUGCCAUGCCUCCACGAUGCCAGCGUCCAUGCGAGUCUAUUCUUGGGGCAGUCGUACCGAGGGGAAGGCGACCCUGGGCCUUGACUGGUGAACAGUUUUGCUGUAGGGGAUUUUCUGUGCUCGGUGUGUGCUGUUGCGCACACUCUGAUUCUGUGCUGUUUGUCUCAAAAGCAGCGAGUCGACUCGGUGUAGAUCAUAGGAUGGGAGGGGGGAUUUGGAAAGGUCUGGUUAGGCUAUUCCCGCAUUGCCUAGGAAUGAUUAACGUGUUAAAUGAGCAUGUCGGCUGUCAGCAGCCUCGUCCCUGCACGGUUCUUGACUAUCACAGCUCACCUUGUCAUCGUCAUCACAAUCUUUUGGUCGAGGGAAAACAACGUAAAGGCUUGCUUGCCUUUGGAUUUCACGCAAGAGCAGUAUGACGAUGAAGACAGGAAGUUGGUGGUGGCAUUGGCAGUCACCCUGGGUCUGUUUGCUAUAGAAUUGGCUGGGUUCUUCUCAGGAGUUUCCAUGUUUAACUGCAGCCAAGGUCUCCUCUCAACAGGAGUCCAUGCCAGUGCCUCAGUUGCUCUGCUUUUCUUUCAAUUUGAGCAGUGGGAGUGUGACAUCUACUGGUGGAUCCUUGCCAUUUGCAGUGUGCUACCUGCUUUUGUGGAGAUUCUUCUGUUUAUAGCUGUUUUUGGACUGAAGAAGAAGCCAUUGUGAAAGACUGAUCUGAAAUGCUACAAAUUAGUGUGGAUGUGGACAUCUUUCUCACUGUAUCAACAAAUACUGUAGGUACAGAAGGUCUGGGAUUCAAUAAUAAUGUGCAGAGGAAUGAACUAGAAACAUUGUUUAACUGUGCACACACUGCACCAACAAACAAAAGGAUAUACAAGCCGCUCUCUGUCCGUAUUGUUUUAAAAAUAUAUAUUUUUAUACAUUUGGAAUGAAAUAGAUUAAGAAAAGGCAGUCACUUGCUAGUGCUAAUUUGUCAGUAAACGUCGAUGUGGUUUUCUGUUCUCAGUCUAUUUGUCAUUUCCAUGCAAAGUCUUAGAAUGCUAUUGUAAUCCAAUAUACAUUUUCAACAAAUUCUUUCUUAAACUGUU
Perca flavescens (yellow perch) is the source of this 1153-nucleotide messenger RNA. Its product is annotated as transmembrane protein 107. The coding region runs from base 342 to 770 and encodes 142 amino acids. The transcript is spliced from 6 exons. The record is from RefSeq and is a predicted model, not a curated record. NCBI's taxonomy places the organism in Eukaryota, Metazoa, Chordata, Actinopteri, Perciformes, Percidae. Gene Ontology annotation, cellular component: MKS complex. Gene Ontology annotation, biological process: non-motile cilium assembly; protein localization to ciliary transition zone.